AUGUUUGUUCGAAUCACCAACAUCCACCUUCUUGUGGGCUUAUUGCUGCUCCUGUUUCUCUUGUUCUCAACAUGGAAAAAGUUAGAGACCCACAACAAAGGAGGAAGCACCUCAGCUUCUGCCAAGAACCAUGUGCUGAUCCUCUCCACUUGGCGUUCAGGCUCCACAUUUGCAGGGCAACUCUUUAACCAGCACCCUGAGGUCUUCUAUCUGAUGGAGCCAGCAAAACACAUAUGGAACAGCAUGCGCUGGGGAAGCCCUGAGCUUCUCCAGGGGGCCCUGCGGGACUUGCUGCACUCUGUCUUCCUGUGUGACAUGGAGGCCCUCCGCCCCUACAUCUCAUACCCCAGCCGAGUCUCUCACCUUUUCAUGUGGUCCAUGAGCAGGGGAUUGUGCUCCCCUCCAGCCUGUGAGGUCUUCAACCGCUCUGACAUUGUGGACAGCAAAAAGUGCGAAGCCCAAUGUGGACAUGCCCCUUUUGAGAAGAUUUCUGAAGCUUGCACUACCUACAACCAUGUGGCAGUGAAGACAGUCCGCCUCUUCCAACUGGAAGCACUGUUUCCUCUCUUGACAGACCCCAUGCUCCACCUUCAUAUUAUCCACUUGGUCAGAGACCCUCGAGCAAUCUAUGCCUCCCGCCAGAUCGUGUCUCUUCUCCCUGACGAUCAGUUCAUCGAUAACUCCAUCAACAGUACUCCUGACACCCGUAGGAUCAUGUACAAGAUUUGCCACAGCCAAGUCGAGAUUUACCUUGCAGCCUUGUACCGCAUGCCUCUGGCCUUGAGGGGGCGCUAUCAACUAACACGUUAUGAAGACCUGGUGGGAGACCCUUUGGGACACCUGGCCAAGUGGUACCAUUUCACAGGCCUGACUUCCUCCCCCAGAAUCCAGGACUGGGUCUACAACAUAACUCACUGGCCCACCACAAGUGAUCAAACAGAGCCCCUGAGCAUACAGAAAAAUGCCAAACUCGUCUCCCAGGCUUGGAGGCAGCAACUCAGGUUCCAGGAGGUGCAAGAUGUUCAGGCGAUCUGCAAGGAAGCCAUGGAAGUGUUUGGUUACAAACUAAUGGCAUCUGAAGAAGAACAGAGAGAUCUGUCGCUGGACCCCAUCCUUCCUAUGAAUAAAAUGAAGUCUCCCACAAAAGAGAAACAAGUAUAA
Molecule: messenger RNA, 1161 nt
Organism: Sceloporus undulatus (fence lizard)
Lineage: Eukaryota; Metazoa; Chordata; Lepidosauria; Squamata; Phrynosomatidae
Product: carbohydrate sulfotransferase 5-like
Exons: 1
Coding region: 1-1161 (386 amino acids)
Biological process (GO): N-acetylglucosamine metabolic process; keratan sulfate proteoglycan biosynthetic process
Molecular function (GO): N-acetylglucosamine 6-O-sulfotransferase activity
Source: RefSeq, a predicted model, not a curated record